AUGCACACCAAGUCUCUCUUUAUGACCCUCCUCAUUCUCCCGGCUGUUUUGGCCUGGGACUCCCCUGACUACUCGGGCUUCACACGUCUUUGGCAGGAUAGCUUCGCCGGCGCCGCGGGCACGGGCGUUAACGAAGGUAACUGGAACAUCAUUACUAACCUGCACGUCAACAACGAGAUCCAGGAUUACACAACCUCGCGCUCGAACUUACAGAUCUCGGGUGGCGGCACCGUUCAAAUCGUCCCGCAGAAGGACGUCAGUGGGCGCUGGACCUCCGGACGCGUCGAGUCCAAGUACACCUUCACCCCGGCCGCUGGCCGCAUCACCUUCGCCGAGGGCCAGAUCCGCUUCGGCGACAAUGCGGUCGCCAACAAGAAGGGCAUCUGGCCCGCUUUCUGGAUCCUCGGUGCCUCAAUACGCAACGGCGUCGCCUGGCCGCGCUGCGGCGAGCUCGACAUCCUUGAGACCGUCAACGGGCAGUUGACCGGGUACGGCACGGUGCACUGCGACACCACGCCCGGCGGCGCGUGCAACGAGCCCAACGGUAUCGGCAGCUCGAUCGGCAUCCCCGACCAAGGAUGGCAUAACUGGCGCAUGCAGUGGGACCGACGGUCAAACAACUGGCAGACGGAGACGAUCACUUGGUACCGUGAUGGGCAGCAGUUUCAUCAGAUCAGCGGUGCGAGGAUCGGAAGUGAGGGGAUCUGGAACACCUUGGCCCGCGCUCCUUUGUAUUUCAUCUUGAACGUUGCUGUCGGCGGCAACUGGCCUGGAAACCCAGACGGGUCCACCAUCGGCGGAUGGGGAAGCAUGAUGGAGACCGCCUACGUCGCCGUCUACCAAUCUCAGUAG
Colletotrichum spaethianum is the source of this 852-nucleotide messenger RNA. RefSeq names its product glucan endo-1,3-beta-glucosidase A1. Gene Ontology annotation, biological process: carbohydrate metabolic process. Gene Ontology annotation, molecular function: hydrolase activity, hydrolyzing O-glycosyl compounds. Bases 1 to 852 code for a protein of 283 amino acids. The record is from RefSeq and is a predicted model, not a curated record. The transcript is spliced from 2 exons. Lineage: Eukaryota; Fungi; Ascomycota; Sordariomycetes; Glomerellales; Glomerellaceae.